This is a messenger RNA of Schistosoma turkestanicum, 204 nucleotides long. The record is from the annotation of a GenBank genome assembly. Lineage: Eukaryota; Metazoa; Platyhelminthes; Trematoda; Strigeidida; Schistosomatidae.
AUGAACUUGAUAAUUAGGAGGAUUUUACCGGCAUGUCGUUAUUUUCUCCGCUCACAACAUACUGAAGGUUUUACAGCAUCCGAAAAUUCUAUCCAUGUCGAAAAUUACCCUGGACACAUCAAGACCAGUUCCUUACAAAAGUGUCUUCUGAGUCUUGGGAGUGGGAUUGGGUGUUUAAUGGACCCAAGAAGGGCUGGUAACUGA